Molecule: messenger RNA, 432 nt
Organism: Penicillium macrosclerotiorum
Lineage: Eukaryota; Fungi; Ascomycota; Eurotiomycetes; Eurotiales; Aspergillaceae
Product: DIM1 family thioredoxin-like protein
Exons: 4
Coding region: 1-432 (143 amino acids)
Biological process (GO): mRNA splicing, via spliceosome
Cellular component (GO): spliceosomal complex; U4/U6 x U5 tri-snRNP complex; U5 snRNP
Source: RefSeq, a predicted model, not a curated record
AUGGGCUCCAUCGUGCUCCCUCACCUGCAGACUGCCUGGCACGUGGACCAGGCUAUCCUGUCCGAGGAGGAGCGCCUGGUGGUGAUUCGAUUCGGCCGUGACCACGACCCCGACUGUAUCCGCCAAGAUGAACUCCUCUACAAGAUCGCCGAACGUGUCAAGAACUUCGCCGUGAUCUACCUUUGCGACAUUGACGAGGUUCCUGACUUCAAUACGAUGUACGAGCUAUACGACACCAUGACCAUCAUGUUCUUCUACCGCAACAAGCAUAUGAUGUGCGAUUUCGGCACCGGAAAUAACAAUAAGCUGAACUGGGUGCUUGAGGACAAGCAAGAGUUGAUAGAUAUCAUCGAGACCAUCUACAAGGGCGCGAAGAAGGGUCGUGGUCUGGUGGUCAGCCCGAAGGAUUACUCUACACGAUACCGAUACUAA